AUGGCUGCAGACAUCAUCUGCGAAAACCUACCCAAUCUUGUAUCAUCAUUCGUGGAUACCUUCGUUGACUUCUGCGUAACCGGAACCUUUUUACCCGAUCCUCCAUCUCCUCCCUUUACUCAAACCUUCUUCCCUUCUCCUAAGCGUCUAACAGCCAUAGGCGAUCUCCACGGCGACCUUCGUAAAUCCAAACAAGCACUCCGCCUCGCUAGUCUCAUCGACUCCGAGGACCAGUGGUCUGGUGGCAACACCACUCUUGUACAAGUCGGCGACGUCCUCGAUCGUGGUGGACAUGAACUCAAAAUCCUUUACUUUCUCGAGAAACUAAAACGACAGGCUGCUAAAGUCGGCGGCAAUGUCAUCACCUUGAAUGGCAAUCACGAAAUCAUGAAUAUUAAUGGUAAUUUUCGGUAUACUCAUCGAUCUUAUGUUGAUGAAUUCCAAAACUGGGCAGAUUGGUUUACUACAGGCAACAACAUGAAGCGAUUAUGCGAUGGAUUAAAGAAACCUAAAGAUUUAUACGAUGGGAUUCCUUCAAGUUUUCCUGGCAUUAAAGAAGAAUAUGUAAAUGGGUUUAGAGCCAGGAUUGCUGCAUUGAGACGUCAGGGUCCUAUAGCAAGUAGGUUUUUAUCAAAAAACAUGACUGUGCUUGUUGUAGGGGAAUCCGUGUUUGUUCAUGGAGGGAUAUUACCCCACCAUGUAUCUUAUGGAUUGGAACGGAUUAACGAAGAGGUGAGGGAUUGGAUUACUGGUUUGAGAGAGACUGUAUCAUCGGAUAUAGUUAAUACCGAGAAUUCAGUUCUUUGGUUACGAAAAUUUUCUAACAAAGUGGUUAAUGAUUGCGACAGGAGUAUGCUGGAACAUACACUUGCGACAAUUCCAGGUGCAAGGAGGAUGAUCAUGGGUCAUACUAUUCAAAAGGGUGGCAUAAACGCAGCUUGCAAUAACAAAGCGAUAAGGAUUGAUGUUGGUAUGUCUAAUGGGUGCAUUAACGGGCUGCCUGAGGUUCUGGAUAUUAGUGAGGAUUCUGGUCUGCGAAUCUUAACAUCAAAUCCAGUUAAGAAGAGGCGUGAUUUGAAGGUCCCUGUGCAGCAAGAAACACGAGUACCGGGGAAAUGCAAGUUGUGGCUUAAGCCUAUUUCUAUUUGA
Lactuca saligna is the source of this 1149-nucleotide messenger RNA. The record is from the annotation of a GenBank genome assembly. Lineage: Eukaryota; Viridiplantae; Streptophyta; Magnoliopsida; Asterales; Asteraceae.